UGUUCUUCAAAACCAGUGGAGGCCAAUUCAGAGGGGGGACGAAAAAAGGUCUUGUCCCUGGCCUGUAUGAGUGAGUCAGCUCUGUGUCAGCAAGUUUCCCCCGGUGUUUGGAAGAUAUUAGCUGUCAUGAAAGAUGAUGAAAUAACUUCUACUGUGCGAAGUGACUUCUCUAUUCUUCAGCUUGCUCAAUCAUUCUUUAACAAACAUGGGAAAGAUCCCACCAAAUUUGACUACAUUCGCCAGACACUCCGAGAAUGUGGAAGACUUCUGCUCACACUUCGGAAAGAAUGCUCAAUACACACUUUUGAGGAUGCUGUAAGACCUGCAAAUUUCAAUGUGGUUAUCAAAGCUGUUAAGAAGGUGUGUGGGUAUGAUGAAGAAAAGAACUGCUACUCGACUCCAAGCCUUGCUUUAAAGUUGGGACACUCACUGCAGAAAGUCUGUGAUAUUAUACAUUGCAGAGCACUGAUGGCAGAAGACAGUGCACUGAUAAAGUCAACCCAGAGUUUCAAAACCCUUUAUGCUACAAAGUGGUCAGAACUCAUCUCCCAUACUGCAUUAACCACACUAAACGAGCGGCACUUCAACAAGCCUUCCACACUUCCUUUUACAGAAGAUGUUCAGCGUCUUCAUAGACAUCUGGAGAAGACUACAGAACAAGCACUGAAGGACUUGGAAGAGCAUAGUUCACCAAAAUCAUACAGUGAACUUUGUAAAGCUACCAUGGCAAAUGUAAUACUAUUUAACAGGAGAAGAGGGGGAGAAAUUUCAAAGAUGACACUGAAUGGCUUCCAGGAGAGAGACACUAGUACCCUGCACAAGGAUGUUGCAAUUGGACUGACAAAAUUUGAACUUUACCUUUGUCAACACUUCAGAGAAAAGACAAGACUGUGGUGUUCUGGCAGAAAACAUAUUCCUGUUUGCCAGACCUCAUUGUCUGACUCCCUACAGAGGACAGGACUGUUUGAGGAUUUAUGCGACUGAAUGUGGGGCUGAAAACCCUGAACACCUACGUUCAACGCAGUUGCGCAAACAUGUCGCAACUUUGUCUCAGAUCUUAAACCUCAAGAAUCACGAGUUAGACCAAGUUGCCAACUUCCUAGGUCAUGAUAUUCGUGUUCAUCGCGAAUAUUAUAGACUUCCAGAGGCUACUACCCAGCUUGCCAAAAUAUCCAAACUACUGAUUGCCAUGGAGAAAGGGUCUCUCAAAAGCCUUCAAGGCAAAACACUUGAAGAGAUUGAAAUCGAAGAUAACCUACAGUUGACAGAUUCAAGUGAAGAAAGUGAGGUCGGAGCGGAGCGUGAGGAGGUCGGAGCGGAGCGUGAGGAGGUCGGAGCGG
Maylandia zebra (zebra mbuna) is the source of this 1340-nucleotide messenger RNA. Lineage: Eukaryota; Metazoa; Chordata; Actinopteri; Cichliformes; Cichlidae. The record is from RefSeq and is a predicted model, not a curated record.